AGGGCACCCACUAGCAGUUCACUUCCGACUAUUAUGGGAUGUGUUUGUAUGAACUGAUCAAAGUUACUCUCUAGUCUUGUAGCAACACCUGACAAAUGGCAGCAGAGAGUAGCAAACGGAAACAACAGUUUCUAUUAGACCGGACUAGGAAUAAACUGGGGCUUACGUUACCCCCCGCAUCCGAAUCACCUUCCGGGGAUGCAACAGAUUGCAAACCAUCAUCAUCCACAAAUGUGGAAUCAUUGCAGAAAGCACUUGCAGGACUGGAUCUUGAUGAUCAACAGCGACAGAGACUUGAACAGUUUUUGACACAGAAAAAGAAAGUGAGAGAAUUAAUGGCAGAAGACUUUCAGAGAUUAGGAGAACUUGGAGCAGGCAAUGGGGGUGUUGUCACUAAAGUUUUACACAAACCAACAGGUUUGAUAAUGGCCAGAAAGCUAAUUCACCUUGAAAUCAAACCAGCUGUGAGGAACCAAAUCAUCCGUGAACUCAAGGUGCUGCAUGACUGCAACUCCCCCUACAUUGUAGGCUUCUAUGGUGCAUUCUACAGUGAUGGAGAAAUAAGUAUUUGCAUGGAGUAUAUGGAUGGUGGUUCCCUUGAUUUAAUAUUAAAGAAAGCAGGUAGAAUUCCAGAGCCAAUAUUAGGAAAGAUUACAAUAGCUGUUUUGAAAGGGUUAACAUAUUUAAGAGAAAAGCAUCAAAUUAUGCACAGGGAUGUGAAACCUUCAAAUAUUCUUGUCAAUACAAAAGGAGAAAUCAAGGUCUGUGAUUUUGGAGUAAGUGGACAGCUCAUAGAUUCCAUGGCCAACUCUUUUGUAGGAACGCGGUCAUACAUGUCACCUGAACGUUUACAAGGAACACAUUAUUCAGUGCAGUCAGACAUUUGGAGUAUGGGUCUUUCUCUAGUAGAAAUGGCCAUAGGCAGGUAUCCUAUUCCUCCACCAGAUCCCAAGGAUGUGAAAGCCUUAUUUAGUGAUGAUGUGGCUAUGGAGCACCUGAAUGCAGCUAGGACAGGAAUCCCACUGCCAGGUUGGGGUUCCAAUACUUCACAAUAUUUGGCACACACACCACCUGAUGCAUUGAAUUUUGGCAGCAGAAAUAGCUUUACUCUCCCCUCAGCUGAUGGACCUAGACCAAUGGCCAUAUUUGAGCUUUUAGAUUACAUUGUCAAUGAGCCUCCUCCAACCUUGCCAAAGUCAGCAUUUUCUCCGGAGUUUGAAGAAUUUGUUUCCAAGUGCUUGCAGAAGGAACCAACAGAACGUGCAGACUUGAGAACUCUUGUGAAUCAUCCUUUUGUUAAGAAAUGGGAUGAAGAGCCUAUUGACAUAGGGAACUGGGUUUGUAAGGUUAUGGAUAUUGAACCCAUGAAGAGCUAGGAGAUACUGUUAAAAAGAAUGGAAUGUAAACUUAUAACUCGAACAGCAAGCAGGACAUGCUAAGCAACAAAUAUAAUGAUGCGGCAGUAUGUUGUGCAUAAAUUCUUCACAUUUAUGUAAGCUCCAACUAAAGUUAAUGAAUAUUGGCUAAAAUAUUAGCAGAUUGCUUGCUUUAGAAACUGUGUAGCUUACCUGGCUCUAGUUUGGAGGAUAUGAUUUCACAUUUAACCAACAUGGACCAGAAGUCAAAAUAUGGUUUAGUUGCAGAUUUAAUGCAGCUUCUUGAGUCCCAGUGAGAAAUACAAUAUGAUAAAUAGAAGUUAUUAGCUUCUGUGACUUCAUAUUAUAGUAUCCCAUAAUGUAUGUAAGGAAUGCAGAAGGAAUUACUAAUACCUCAAGACAUGACAGGAUGUCACAUUGCAGAAGUCGGACUGCUCAAGUCUAGCAUGGAACAGCUUCCUGUAUAGCAGGAAAGGAGACGGCCAUUCCACACAGUUUUUUCUUCAGAAUCUGACUAAUAUUAGUUAAAACAAAGCAAGUACUUAUAUAAUAUAAAUGUAUGUAUAGUAUAUAAAAUACAUAUGUACAACCGUAAACCAAAUCUGUAAUACGUUUGCUUUAUUUGGUGAUGGGUGCUACAGUGGACGGAGGAAUUGUGGCAAAGAUUUUGCCCGUUAUUUCAUUGUAUGGUCCCUCGCUGCUGUAUAUAUAAUUAUAACUUGCAACCAGUUUGGAAAUUUUGAAAUAUAUUGUGGACAUAUUGAAAUGAAUUGUAAACCUAGCCAGAAUGUGCUGCUUGAUGGUUACAGGCAUGACUUUUCUAUAUAGCAUUGUUGACAUGAGCUAUGAAAGAAGUCUGUAAUAGAAAGGGAAGGUGACCCUACAUAAGUCGGCUUCUCUCUUGGUGACAUUUGUAUUGAUACCCAUUGUGUAUGUAACUUUAUAGUAUAAUUUAGUUAUGUUAAAUACAAACUGUGCAAUUAGUCUGCCAUGUGUUAAUAUCUGUUGCCUCCUCAUGUUUAGACUCUUAUUGCUUCCUCAGGUAUGCUUUAGCCUGGCUUGCCACCAUGACCAUGUAACUUCUGUAUUAAUUGUUCACUGUUGUGGUCACCUUUGCCUGACAUUUGAAAUACAGUUGGUUUGGGGUUGGGUAAAGCAUUGGUUUUUCUGUACACUGGUGGCUUUUUAUUUCUAAGAAAAGAAAUCUGAUGUAUGGGCCGAUUACCCCAUUUUGGGUGUAUUUGUGCUGGGCAUAUUUCAAAGAAGAUUUAUUGUAUAUCAAGGUUGCAAGUCUGCAGUUCUAUUUGAUAUUCUAAGCUUAAUAUUUGUAUGAUGCAGUGAUAGAUGGCAGCUUAUAAAAUUUUGCAUAGAUUUGUCAAGAAAACACAAUGUAUGAGAUUUGAUUGAUCAGUGAUUCUUUAUGUCACAGUUUUUGGAUUAAAAGAGAAUGACCCUAAACUAUGCAGGUUAGUUGGCAAAAGAGUGGAAGUAAGUAUUAUUAUUUGCUGCUGCAAUAUGAAAAGUUAUACAGGGGCAUAUAGGUGCCACGUGUGGGUGUAUUUGCUUAUUUUGUUCGUAUUUUUGGUGUAUAUAUUUAUAGUUGCAUUAUGAAUACUUUGUACUGAUUUUUCACUAUAUUUAUCGUUGUUGGUUUUCACAUUUAAGCUGUAUUUAGACCCAGAUACCAUUUAUCCAAAUUCACAAAAGUUUUUUUUUUCUUUUUUUGUUCAAGUUGCUAAACAAGUUUUGCCACUCAUAAAUGUUUUAUCUCAAGAAGCAGCUGUAAUUUUUCAUCAGAAGAAAAAUGUUCCUCUUUAUUUUUCAAAACAACUGAACUCCACAACUAUGUUAGCAACUUGCUUUCUUGCUUUGAGAAUUUGUGACACUCAAAAUUAUGCUGCUUUGUACUUGGUGGCAGACUCAGAUGAAACAGAAAAUCAUGGUUAAAGAGCACUCUCUUAGUGCAGAUUGUCUAAAUGUAUGUUUUUGGAAAAUUGUGAUUGGCACGUUUAUUUUGCCAACAACAAUAUCAGCAUAUUCAGAUUAAGUGACAGAAAUAAAUGUUACAUAAUUUCAGGACUCAUUAUUAUACAAAUAUAAGUUUUAUGUGUAAAUUCGGUAUUUAUACAAUAGAUUCUUUUGUUAAGUUUGCAAUCUGUUUAAACCAUAAUCUCAUAUAUUUCACAUACCAUUAAUGUUUCAAAUAGUAUAUAAAGGGUAUGGCAUUGGAGUAUCUGAGAGCCCUGAUCAUGUAGUGUAACUGUAAAUGUAUUAAAGCAUUGAUAACUUUCAUGACCUAAUUACUGUACAAUCAUGUUUUUCUAAACAUACUAGUACAUGGAAGAAGCCCAUGCUAGAUGUAACCUGCAGAUUAUGUUCAAGACAACUACUGUCAUUUGAAGAUUGCAUUCUUGCAGUUUUCAAUUCAAAAAUGUUCAUGAUCUUGAAAUAAUUUGUUCAAACUGUGAAUAGUGAUUACCUGUAAGAUUGGAUAGUUCAAAAUCAUGGGUCAAAAUAGUUCAAAAUCAUGGGUCAAAAUUUAUGAACUAUUUGAAGUUGUAACUCUGGUAUUGCUAAGUAAUUAAUCAGAAAAUAAAUUUAAUUUUUAAAUUAUAAAGAAGCAUAUUUUAUGUGAAUCUGAAAUGUGUUAUUACUAUUAAAUUUAUUUAAUGUAAUCUUUUGAUGUGUAGUCUAUAAGCUGAGGUACUAGUUCAUCAUUAAACGUGAAUUGAUGCAGACAAUUGUUACUUCAGAUGACACUUUCGAGUUGUGCUGCUUCAGUUUUACGUUUCUAUUUUAUCUUGUAAAAUGAAUGUUUAUAAUUGACUACAGCAGCUUUUUGAUAAAAUAAGUCUUUAAAUGGGCAGGGCAUUGAUUGAGAAUGUGAACUAGGAGUUUAAGUGCACCAAAAUGAACUUGCCUGAUUACUGCAUACUACCUUUUUAAGGAUGUAAAAUUGUGAACAUAAGUCUGGGUGCGAGUGUUUGUGAAGAAUUUAUAUUUGAAUUAGAUAGUGUACAUGUGCUGUGCUCACUUUACAACCUACCA
Molecule: messenger RNA, 4424 nt
Organism: Lingula anatina
Lineage: Eukaryota; Metazoa; Brachiopoda; Lingulata; Lingulida; Lingulidae
Product: dual specificity mitogen-activated protein kinase kinase 1
Biological process (GO): protein phosphorylation
Molecular function (GO): protein kinase activity; ATP binding
Source: RefSeq, a predicted model, not a curated record